AAUUCAAAAAGAGCCGUUCGCUCGUGAACGACCCAUCACUAUCCCCUACAUUCAUUAAACAAGUGGGCUGAAUUUGGACUGAAAUAACAGUUACUUAUAUCACUGAUAGCGGGUGUACGCAAACCGCUCUUCAAUGAAUUGCCUUUAAUCAGGGAUGGACUGGAUUUAAUCCGAUCGCGCAAUAGGUUACGAGAACGAUCCAGACACAAGAGGACGCCUCAUCCUCAUCCCAGACUGGAAACACCAAGGAUACACAGAGGAAGCUUUGAAGAGGGAGCUCUAAAUGAAGGAGGCUUUUUUCAAAGUUACUUAAAUCCUAAUCUGGAUUACCUCUGUCUUUGUGCUGUCCUCAUAAAGAAACCAUCAGAGCCAGUCAGAAUGGUGACGCAAGAUCUAGAACUUCCUUCUCACACCCACAGAGAAUGGUCUAUUACAUUGAAUUAAACCACAACACAAAGGGCCAUAACCAUCAUUUUACAGUGUAGAGCUACAACAAUCUAGAACACAGGUAGAACAAAGAAUUGUUCUAAUCUAUUCUCACAAGAUCUACAACCACCCGCUCAAAACACAAGUCCGAGCGACGGAGGCCCCGGUGAAGAGUACAUCAUACUGCGACCAACUUCUCUUGACUACUACCACUAGUUUGAUUCUGGUAGCCAGGUGUGGUUCUUAUUCCCGGGGUUGUCAUGGAAGCAGGCUCCACCCCUAGGAUCAAGGUGUAUAGUGCCUGGGAUCAGGUGGAGGAGACAGACCAGGUGGAGGAGGAGGAGAAGGUGGGUUCGGCUUCAGAAGACCAUAUGAUGAACCUCAAGACCCUGGCGCAGAAGCUGAGGCUGGAAACACAGAGGCUGUCCUACCUCGAGUGGAAGGCCAGUUUAGAGGCCCAUAGCACCAAAACCCUGAUUGUACCACAGCAGAGCACCAGGGACUUAGUGGAGCCAGAAGAGCAACGGGUAGUGCCCCAGAGUGAGAGCAGGUCAGACAGUGAGAGCACCAAACGUCUGGCUGAACCACAGCUACAGCAGGAGCUCCACGCAGAGCAACAAGAGGAGCAGGAGAAGGCCAAACGACAACCGGGGGAGCCCAGAGAGAGCCUCCUGACCUCAGGUUUGACCUGGCAGCACAGCCUGCCCUCUGGAGUGCCGAGGAGACUUAAGAACAUCGAUGAGGCUGUGGGGUGGCUCAGGAAAGAACUGAAUGAAAUGCCUCUCCAGGACCAGCAGUUGGCCCAUCAGCUGAUGCGUCUCCAUAGCGACAUCAACAAACUGAAGAUCGAGCAGACGUGUCACCAGCACCGCCGCAUGCUCAACGAUGCCACCUACGGGCUGGAGGAGAGAGAUGAGUUGAGCGACCUGCUCUUUGACUCCCCCGUCACCCCCGGGUUCGGACUCUCCACCCCGCUGAGACUCAUAGGGGUCACCAAGAUGAACAUAAACUCUCGACGCUUUUCCCUCUGCUAGCUAGCAAGAGAGAGAGAGAGGGAGAGAGAUGCUAGCCACAUCUCUGAUAGCAGGAGAGAGAGAGAGAGAGAGAUGCUAGCCACAUCUCUGAUAGCAGGAGAGAGAGAGAGAGAGAGAGAGAGAGAUGCUAGCCACAUCUCUGCUAGCUAGCAAGAGAGAGAGAGAGAGAGACAGAGACAGAGACAGAGAGACAGAGAGAGGAGAGAGGAGAGAGAGAGAUAGAGACAGAUAGAGAGAGAGAGAGAGAGAGAGACAUAGAGACAUAGAGAGACAGAGAGAGAGAGAGAGAUAGAGACAGAGAGAGACACAGAGAGAGAUAGUGAGAGAGAGAGAGAGAGAGAGAGAGAGACAGAGACAGAGAGACAGAGAGAGAGAGAGAGAGAGAGAGAGAGAGAGAGAGAGAGAGAGAGAGAGAUAGAGAGAGAGACAGAGAGACAGAGAGAGACACAGAGAGAGAUAGAUUGAGAGAGAGGAGAGAGAGAGAGAGAGAAAGAGAGAGAGAUCGAGAGAGAGAGAGAGAGAUCGAGAGAGAGAGAGAUGCUAGCCACAUCUCUGCUAGUAGUGCCAGAUUAGGAUGCCAAUAUUCCGGAAGCUUUCCUAACAUUUUAUUUUCUUCUGAAACUGGAAAUCUACAAACCAGGAUUGUUUUCUAUGUCAGUGGGAGGAGCAUAUAGUUUGUUUUCUAUGUCAGUGGGAGGAGCAUGUGGAUUGUUUCCAGAAAUCAUAUCAGAUUAUGUAAAUCCCCCCCAACAAUGAAGCAGCUACAAAUCCUCCUCUUAACAUCAUCCUGAACAAGGCUUUUCCUGAAACUGAACCUGACUAUUAGAUAUGAUGGCACUUUUAAAACAUUCUAAUCCGGUCCUAGGCCGGGGUUCCACAUUCUGAUCCGGUCCUAGGCCGGGGUUCCACAUUCUGAUCCGGUCCUAGGCCGGGGUUCCACAUUCUGAUCCGGUCCUAGGCCGGGGUUCCACAUUCUGAUCCGGUCCUAGGCCCGGGAUUCCACAUUCUGAUCCGGUCCUAGGCCCGGGAUUCCACAUUGUGAUCCGGUCCUAGGCCGGGAUUCCACAUUCUGAUCCGGUCCUAGGCCGGGGUUCCACAUUCUGAUCCGGUCCUAGGCCCGGGAUUCCACAUUCUGAUCCGGUCCUAGGCCGGGGUUCCACAUUCUGAUCCGGUCCUAGGCCGGGGUUCCACAUUCUGAUCCGGUCCUAGGCCGGGGUUCCACAUUCUGAUCCGGUCCUAGGCCGGGGUUCCACAUUCUGAUCCGGUCCUAGGCCCGGGAUUCCACAUUCUGAUCCGGUCCUAGGCCGGGAUUCCACAUUCUGAUCCGGUCCUAGGCCGGGGUUCCACAUUCUGAUCCGGUCCUAGGCCGGGGUUCCACAUUCUGAUCCGGUCCUAGGCCGGGGUUCCACAUUCUGAUCCGGUCCUAGGCCCGGGAUUCCACAUUCUGAUCCGGUUCUAGGCCGUGGGUCCACAUUCUGAUCCGGUCCUAGGCCGGGGUUCCACAUUCUGAUCCGGUCCUAGGCCGGGGUUCCACAUUCUGAUCCGGUCCUAGGCCGAGGUUCCACAUUCUGAUCCGGUCCUAGGCCGGGGUUCCACAUUCUGAUCCGGUCCUAGGCCGGGGUUCCACAUUCUGAUCCGGUCCUAGGCCGGGGUUCCACAUUCUGAUCCGGUCCUAGGCCGGGGUUCCACAUUCUGAUCCGGUCCUAGGCCGGGGUUCCACAUUCUGAUCCGGUCCUAGGCCGGGGUUCCACAUUCUGAUCCGGUCCUAGGCCCGGGGUUCCACAUUCUGAUCCGGUCCUAGGCCUGGGAUUCCACAUUCUGAUCCGGUCCUAGGCCCGGGAUUCCACAUUCUGAUCCGGUCCUAGGCCCGGGAUUCCACAUUGUGAUCCGGUCCUAGGCCGGGAUUCCACAUUCUGAUCCGGUCCUAGGCCGGGGUUCCACAUUCUGAUCCGGUCCUAGGCCCGGGGUUCCACAUUCUGAUCCGGUCCUAGGCCGGGGUUCCACAUUCUGAUCCGGUCCUAGGCCGGGGUUCCACAUUCUGAUCCGGUCCUAGGCCGGGGUUCCACAUUCUGAUCCGGUCCUAGGCCGGGGUUCCACAUUCUGAUCCGGUCCUAGGCCCGGGAUUCCACAUUCUGAUCCGGUCCUAGGCCCUGGAUUCCACAUUCUGAUCCGGUCCUAGGCCCGGGAUUCCACAUUCUGAUCCGGUCCUAGGCCCGGGAUUCCACAUUCUGAUCCGGUCCUAGGCCGGGGUUUAAUCAAACGCGCACUGCGCUUGACUUUAAAAGCUCAUUUUGACUUUAAAAACUCAUCCACAGCGUUCGUCAUGAAUGCACUCUGCACACUUUGUGGAAAUUGACUUCAGAAGGUGCAUCGUCAACAGUGCAGUGCGUUUAGCACCAUCCCCUAGCCUUGUAACUAGCCGUUGUCUUCUGCUUCCAGCUCAAUGACUGUAACCUUUUUCCCCUCCUGAAGUGAAAUCUACAUGUCUGUUACAUGUACAAUAAUGCCUUAAUAUUGUUUCUUACAAAAAAAGUGUGUCUAUUUAACAUGGAUAGUAACUAAAUAAUGACAAUGAAUAAAAGUAGUGAUGCCUUCUGUUAUAUUUAAAUUGUACUGUGAUAUAUAGACCAGGGGUGUCAAACAUACAGCCCAUGGGUGGUUUGACUAAAUGUAUUUUAUACAAGUUUGAAAUAAAAAAUAAAAAAUUGUGGGGUGUGGGGCGGGGGGCGGGGGGGGACUCAAUACACUUUAAAACGACUGAAACCAAAUCAAAACAAUGUAGAAAUUAUAAUGGAUCUACAUCCAAAGUAUGUCCAGCUUGCUAAUAGUCACCUAAAUGAAAGCUAGACAUUCGGGGAGUAUCGUAAAAUUCCAAAAACGACAGAUAGGGGAAAUGUUUUGCAUUUUGACGGCAAGGAAAUAUCACCAAUUCUCAGUGCGGCCCUUCAGACCUCGUUAAAGAUGCAGCCUCCGUGGCAAAGUGAGUUUGACAGCCCUGAUAUAGACUAUAAAUAAAAUAUGGUAAGCAG
This is a messenger RNA of Oncorhynchus kisutch (coho salmon), 4489 nucleotides long. It is a transcript of the gene fam167ab, whose product is annotated as family with sequence similarity 167 member Ab. Lineage: Eukaryota; Metazoa; Chordata; Actinopteri; Salmoniformes; Salmonidae. The record is from RefSeq and is a predicted model, not a curated record. Bases 687 to 1460 code for a protein of 257 amino acids. The transcript is spliced from 4 exons.